AUGGCGGAAGGUGGUGGUAUCGACGAUGUAGGAUGGUAAAAUCGUCAAAACACUUCUAUUGAAGUGGUUUUAAGCCUUAUGUUUAUCAUCAGCUUUAUUUUGGAUACCUUUUGAAACUUUCUAUUUCCUCCUAUGACUUCUCGCAGGCACACAGAUUUAGUUUUGGCACUGUCAAAACAAAAGGACAUCGACAGAUUGCGUGAGCUGUGUCGAGGAAGGAAGAUUCCAGCAGAAAAUAGAGCGGACGUAUGGAAGGUACAAGUUAAUUGAACUCCAAUACGACUAUCCUUGACAAAUUUUUAGAUAUUGAGAAACAUUUCUUUACUUUUGAAGGUCUGUUUAAACGUAGUGGGUAAACCUGACGCGCUAUCAAGUUGGGAUGGAUUACUGGAUUUAAAUGAACAGGAUGUGAUUCGUGAAGAUUGUCGCAAGCAAGCGAGUGAGUUCACCUUAUCUAUCAUUGAUUGCUCGCAGCUUACUUUACUGUAUAGUAACUGAAAACUUUAAGUGCAGUUUUUUCCUAGCAGUGUAGCAAUAAGUCAUGUCGUUGAGGUAAUAAACAUUGAGGUGUUGACACCAGCAACUCGUUUAAGCUUUCUUAAUGUUCACGUUUUAAAAAACCGAGUCACCGUGAACGUAACUUGUUAAAAUUAGAUACAUGUAAGGGUGCUUUAAUUUCAGAUGUAUUUACUGAUCUUAUGUAGAAACAUAAAAUUGUGCAAGGUCAUUUUGGAGUUAUUGAAUACGGUUUGGUCAUUUAUAAUUUAUGAGGAAAAGUUAAAACUCACUUAUAGGGCUUGUAACUUUUCCAGCGAGGACCUUAGGCACAUUGAUCUCCUUUAUUGAUAUGUUUAUAUUCCAUAACACCAGAAAAUCUACCCACUUUCAUGGCAAAAAUAGGCCAAAUUAUCCUUUCUCUGAACUCUCUUGGGGUCUAGGAAAGUUAUCCCAUUCCUUCCUAUCCAGAAAUGCAAACUGACCCAUGAUGACAAAAAAACUCUUAACCUGUAAAAUCCAGGGUGCCCAGCAUAUGUUUUCUUUGCAAAGACGGGGAUUUUCUGGUUGCCUGGGAGUAAACGUUAGGUGCCAGGGACCUUGGGCACUGCUAGAGCACAGCCUUGGUUAGCGUUAAAUUAAUUUUCAUUAUGCUGUUUGUUGUUUUCAGCUAUACUUCGUCUGCCAGAAGAUGAGGCAGAGGAGGUUGCCAGAGACAUGGAAGGUAUUAUCACCUUCUACUGCAAGUCACGGAAUGAGAAAUAUCAUUCCACUAGUGGGUUAACAGAAGUGCUUGCACCUUUGAUGACCUUAGAUCUACCUAUGAACGAUGUGUACAACUGUUUCUAUGCAAUGCUUUACAAAUACAUACCCAGGUAAAGACUCAGUACAAGGUCCCUGAUAUAUUGAUGAUAUUUUAAGUGGAUGCAGAGAAGUUUCUAUUGAGAUCGAUCCUGGCAGUUUUAGAACAUUUGAACAAUGAGAAACAUUGUUAAUUGUCUUUGUAAAAGGAAUGGAUAAUCUCUUGAACAAACAAGGCACUGAGAAUGGUUGCUUUAGCUAAACAAAAAUUCAAAUGCAAACAAUCAUUUUUUUUCCUGUGCGCUAGCAGGUUAGUGAUUUUGAGAGUCACAGCCUCAUUAAAGUGUUUUGUAGUAUUCCGGUAGCUUUGAUAUCCGGAAAAGGAGGGAGCAAAUAGCUGAAUAUUAUUCCUGCUGAAGUUGGUAAAAUGUCUGGCUGAUGGCUCCUUUUGACUGGGAUGAUUAUGGUAACACAGGUAGUUACUACAGUAACUUUACUAAAAAUUACAAAAAGCAUUUUAAAGGAGGUUCAUGAAUUUUUUUUCAAUGUGCUUUAUUUAUUAAUUGUUUUUGGUAGAGACUGUGUAAGAGAUGGAAAGCCAUUUCACCUCUUCAGACUCUUAUUACAAUACCAUGAUCCAGAGCUAUGCUCAUUCUUGGAAUCCAAGAAGCUUUGGCCUGAUAUGUACUGUCAACGAUGGGUCAGUAUUGAAUGAAAUAGCUAGUAGUAGUAUUCUAUAUACAAUAUCCUUAUAUGACACCACACCUGAUAAUGUAAUGUAGUGUAAUGUAAUGUCAGGGUACAAAGGAAGUGAACAUUGAGUCACAGUAUCAAAGGGGUAUAUUGAUCAAGUUUCUUUUACAAUGUGCAAUCAUUUACAUCAAAUUGUAGCUUUUUUCACACAUGCGUGUACAGAAAAAUACCAGUACAGGUGUACUUGCAACCAACACCAGUUAAACUUCCACGUGAUUCUGUUAUUGUUUAAAAUGAAAUUCAGGUUAAAGUUUUUCAACCCAGUUUGAUUCUCAGUUUCCUUUGUGUCCUAACCCUGUUUAUUCCUGAUGAUCUAAAUAAUUAAUGUCAUCAAUUUCUUUUGUCUCCUAACCCUCAUUAUUCAUAUUCAUGAGUAAUUAGAUCCAAAUUAUUGUAAUUCUUAACUAAUUAGGCUAGGAGACAAAGGAAUUAGAGAAUCAUACAAAUAAACCAUUUUGACUUAAAUUUUAUUUUGAACUACAACAUGCAAAUACAGGUCCCUUUUAGAUACCAGCCUUUGAGAUAUGAAAUAGGCUACCCUGUAUUUAUCAAGUCUACCUGGUUUAUAUCACUGUGUGAUUUUUGUUUUUCAGCUACGUAGCCUUUUUAUGGUUGCAUGUGAACCAGAAGUUCUACGCGUCAUUUGGGAUUUGUACUUGUUGGAAGCAGACCCUUUUUUGGUAUUUUUUCUGAUGCUUGUCAUGGUGGUAAAUAGCAGGUGAGAUGUGAUAAAGUUCAAAAGCUGAGACUUGCAAGGUUUUUUCCCUUAAGGUUAGGGGUUGGUGGGUGGGAACUCCCUUGAUUGUUCCAAACAUGUACUUGAUGCUGUAUGUGGUAUUUCCAGACCUUUGGACUAUUAAGUGAAACUCACAAUUUCACUAUUUUGAGCCUUAAACAGGGUUUCUUUGUGUGUGUAUGUGUGUGUAUGUUUUAAACUAAGUUACUAAAUUCAAUGUAAGAUCAAGUGACCACUGAAGGUCUCUGGUGCAUUGGUGUACAUGUAUUUAUGGUGGAAAACACUCAUUGUGUUCGAGGAAAUUAAAAAAUGUUUUGCUAUUUAUUUUAUAAUUCACUGGUUAAACCAAAACGUAAGUAUUCUUUGUCUUGAAUCGGGUGUGAAAGUAAGCAUGAUCUCCAAAAGAAACCAAUAGGAAAGCCUGGGUUUUUUACAUGGGCGUUUCCUUGAAUGUGAAGUAGAAUCAAGCAAAACAAACUAGAGACCCUUGUUUAUUUGUUUAAUUGAAGGUUCAGCUCAUUCUCAGCUAUUUGGGUUUUCAGGACCAAAUAUUGUCACAUACAUAGUUUGCUUGCUGCCGUUCAAUUAUUGGAUGAAGCUACAUGUAGUUAUAAUCUGAGGAAUUAUGCAGAUUGAAGAGGGUGUUAUGGCUAUAGUGUAUGACAGCCUCCAAGAUCUGUACAAUUCUUCAAAUCAUAUGAAAGACAACAUUCCAAACAUUCCAAAGAAUUCUUCUUGCUACAUAUAUAUAGCUUUUUGUGAUUUCUGUUAUAAAAGCUCUACAGUAAAAAUUCUCAUCAAAAUAAAAAAAAAUCAUAGUUAAAAGUACUUACAAAGUCUCUUUUUCAAUGUCCUUUUUUAAAAAAAUUGCUUUUUAGAGAUAUGCUGUUUGAGAUGAUACAUGAAAGCAAAACAGAAUUAUUAGGUAAGUUGUGAACAAGGUAUGAUUAUUUUUUUUGAUCAAUUAUAAUAAGGAAUACUCUAGGUUAUGAUAUAAUUCAUCAAUUCUGUUAGAAAUUAUGGAAGAAUAUUUAUAGGAGAAAGCUAUUGUUUAUAUUGAGGAAGAAGUCACAAGACUGUUUAUUUUUACUUUUUCUUAAUAUCCGUUGUUAUUGUUGUUGUUUUUACUAAGUCCAUACACAGGGGUGUGGAGGAUUUUAAUGUGCUGAGAAUGCCACACACACUAGUCACAUGAAUGAAUACUCUUUUAAGGGAGAAGACACACAUUUUAUCUUCAUGUACUAACACAAAACUCAACACAAACAUAUUCACUAGCAUAUACACUGUACCACACAAAUUGGAACGAGAAUCUAGGACUUUAUCAGAGCUUACCCCUUCAGAUUUCUUGGGCUGCAGUUCAAUAAACGGAUUCCAGUAGAACCUCAUGCUCACAUUAUUGGAAUUUCUAUUCCCCGGAUCCACUCCUGAGUUUAGGAUCUUGUUGGUGUCAAUAGCUUAACAACACUUUGUUCUGUUUUUCUGCUGUUUAAGAAACAAUUUCUUCAGCUCUUUUACAACUGGAGGAAGAUGACAUUGAGGACUUCUAUUCAUUAGCUCAAUAUUAUGCUUCCAGGACACCACAAUCUUUUAGAAAGGUAUCAUGAUCAUGGUGUCUGACUAUCGUAGAGAUCCAUAUACAGAGAAAUUAUAAGGGUAGUUAAAAUAUUUGAAUGAAAGUGGUAUUUACUUCAGCUUGGUUGCACUCUUUACAGAAGUAUACUACCAUUUGUUGCAUAUUGACGACUUUUUUGCAUACCUCCUUCUUGGGAUGUCAAAGUUUUGGUCAAGUGCAGUACAAAUACAGGCUAACUUUUAAUCGUGAUCUAUCACAUACAGUAUCAGUCACAGCAGAAAGAUAACAGAUAGCAUCAAGAAACGAUAAAUUGCUAAUAAACAUUGUUGCUAUUUUUCCAAAAACCAAAAAUGGUUAUUAUAGAAUGUUUAUAGAAUAGUCUGUUUGUAUUUUUUUAUUUACAGUGUAUGUGCUUACAAAAGCAUAAUUGUCAUAAACUUGAUACUUAACUUCAUAGACUUACUGUUAUUUGUGAAGAUGAAUGAUACUAGAAUAAGACAGUAAGAAUGUCUUACAACUUUCAGAAGGUUUAUAAUAUUUUUUUCUUAAAAUGAGUAAUUGUAGUUUAUAGCAAAUAUAUUUUUCUGUCUAUUCAGUUGCCUACAAAAAGUGUACUGCAGAAUUUUACAGGUGUAGGUUGCAUAUUGGCACCGAAAGGCCGUCUCCUCCUAAAUACAUUGAAAACACUUUUUAGACUAUCCAGAGCACUUUUAGAUAUCUAGAUAUGCAUUCUAGGCUGCACUAUAAAAUUUGUAUCUGUUUGGUCAUCCAAGGGGAACUUAACUUUUCGAAAUUGCAAGGACUUCAGUAUUAUUUUCCCCAAAAUUUUAGAUGCAAAUUAUUGUUUUAUGAAAGUGAGAAUUUUUCUGAUUCCUCUCUCCAUCACAUUGUUGAAUUCGAAAAUUUUAGGUUUCCUGUUUCUACAAAAAUAGGCAAACCUGGGGAGUGAAAUGUGAAAAAUUAAACGUCAGAAAAUCACAGGGAAUUAAUCAGAUAAGCUUCGAAAAUGGUACAUGAAUGGAGCGGUCAUCUAGAAAUUUUAAGCCCAUCUCAAGCAACAGAAAAUGCUAGGCCAUAUUUGCUUCUUGGAACAGACAUUUUACAGAAAACAGUCGUUGGGUGCCCCUGAUAUUAAGACAGUGUUUUAUCUUUCAGGAUUAUUACAACCAGCUAUUUGGUAUCAAAACAAUCACUUCCAGUAGUAUUUCCCAAGCUCUCUGUUUACCAGUUUCUGUAUCUGAACUGGUUGAAGUCAAUCAGUCUGACAGGGUAAGUUCUAUCUUGGUUUUUUUUGCUAUUACCUUUUGUUUUUGGUGAUUUAAGGUCAUAAUACCACAGUACAAGUGCACAUACCCCAUGCAAAUGCUAAAAUUCUGGCUUAAUGUGCCCUUUUGAAUGAGCUGUGAUGUUAAUGUCAUAAAUAGAGACCUUUAGAUUUGAGGACAAGAACGACUACACUUAUCAGGAUGUUGACUUAAAAUUUUUGCACAUUCUCGUUAAAUAGAUUCCUUGGAAAGCUUCAUUUCACUUUCAUUUACCAGAAAAGUUAGCACUGUUAUCUUUAUUAAAGGAGGCUAAGCCCUCUUCUGAUAGCAUAUUGAUAAAACUUCUAACACUUGAUAACUCAUUUCUGCCACUAUGACACUCUCGCUGAAACACAUAGAAGAAUGAUGAUGGAUAUCAUGGUUUCCUGCCAAAAUGACGAUGGUUCAUGCCCUAGCACUACUUACUUAAGUUAGUAUCGUGCAAAUCUCAUACUUGUAGUUGUUCUUGUCUUAAAUUCCAAAGGUCUCUGAUUCUAAAGGUCGCUAACAUAUUAUUAUGAUUAAAGAUAUAAAUUUGGAAUUUUUUAUUUAUUACUUUAUCCAGAAGGAUGGUGUUCGAUUCUUUGUAGUUGACUGCAGGCCUGCUGAUCAGUACAACAGUGGUCACCUUCCCACCGCUUUUCACUUAGAUGCAAACCUGGUAAGUGCAUUUCUUCCUUUUUCCUUCUAAUAAUAUGGUAGAUAUUGCUUGUUCUUCAAUGAUACAUUGCUUGCUUUUCAUCACAGAUGUUGCAAGCUCCAUCAGAAUUCGCCACUGCUGCCAAUGCAUUGUUUGCCACUCAAAAACAGUCUAUUGAGGCAGGCUCUGCUGCAAGUGGGGAACAUCUCUGUUUUAUGGGCUCUGGUCGGGAAGAAGAAGAUCAGUACGUUCACAUGGUCAUUGCUAACUUUCUUCAGGUAACUAGAAGUGCCAUGCGAAAUAUGGCAUGGCUGUGUUUUAUUUCUUUAAGAUAUUCCAAUAGAAGUUGAUAUUAAUGUUGUUGAGUGGUAUUUUUGUGAAAUCUUUUUGAGGCAGUAAUUCAACUUAUUGUCUUCACAUAGCCUGUGAAAUCUUCUGUCAUUUUUGUGAGGUCUAUACAUCCAAAACAGCCAAGCUGCCAUUCCACUGGCAUUGCAUUACGUCAGUUGUCCAACAGCAAUUUAUUGAACUGUAUAAGAAAAACUUAAGCUAAUCAGAUAUGAAGAAGAUUUUUGAGCGAAUGGUAAUGAAGGGAAUUGUUUGUUCCUAUUCUUGUUUUCAGAAAAAAUCGAAAUAUGUGAGCAUUGCCUGUGGUGGUUACCUAGGUAUGCAACAAAAUAUAUAUUUUAAUAAUAAUUAUUACUGUGAAACUCACAAAACCAUCAACGCCAUAAACAUUAUUUUAUGGAAUGCACUUGUGUUGCACGGAGAAAGCCAAUAAGCUGUUAUAAAACUUAACCGCAAACAGUGACAGUCAUUAGUUUUUGGUUUUGAGGUUUGCGAUUAUUGUGAUUGGUCACUACAAAAUAAAAUGUUCCUGUAAUGUUUCAGGUGGUGACCGUUUUCUGAGUUUGACAAUAAUGGUACUGAUAAAAUGUGAUGUUAAGAUUGUUCAGUGAUGGCUAAGUUGUUGUUGUCUUUUGUAUUUUUAUGGCCUGAAAUCAUCUUGGUCCAUAAAGAUACAAGAAAUACUGACUUCAAUAUUCAUUCAUUUUGACUGAACAAAUUAACUUUGAUAAGGUUUGUCCUUUCUUGUGGGAUGAAGUGUGGAAUCCAGAGCAAACAAAAAGGGCGUGCCAGGUAGUCAAUCAGAACACCAAAUUUGCUUGAUUGUUCACUUCACCUAUUAUACUAGUGAGUGCCUUACAUAGAGAAGGGUCUUUUUUACUCAAUAUUAUUUUUGUGAUGUAUGUACUCAGAUACUCCUCUUUCAAAAUAAUACUCAGUACUUAUUAAUGAAUCUGUGUUUACAAGAUAUUUUUCUCUAUGGUUAAUAGCAGGGUCUUGUCGUAAAUUAUAUAGUUAACAACCGAACCAAUACUUGCCAACAAACCUAAGGCAAAAUUUCUGGCCUUAUUACACCCACUCCUGGUGGAUAUGUGCAUUGGAUGUAUCAGGUAUAUUAUGAGUUUUUCGUAUAUUUUCAGCGUUGCAUGAUCUUUUAUCUGAUGAUUUGUCUUCUGGACUGGCAGACCACACACCCAACACUUGUAUUGUGUGUAAUCCAGAGUGUUUUUCAGAAGGCGAGGUUAGUGUAAAUUCUAAUCAGUUCCAUACAACGAAUAUGUCAUCUCUGCAAACCUUUGUCACCAGAAUAAAGUAUGAAAGUUCUAUAAUAGAGGAGUAUCUUUUUUGUUUAUCAUUGGGAAGAAAAAGAAGACAUUCAGAGUGAAAAAAUUUAAAUUCUAACGACUCCUGAUUUGACUCCUGUGCCACCCACUUAAUUUGAAAGUAACUGGUAUUUUAUCAAGCAGACUGACCAGAUUGGAUUCCCCUUUAUCUCCAGAGCUUUCAUGAGCUUUCCAGAGGAGAAGAGAGUCCUGGGGAAUAUAGAGUAAGUGCUUUAAUUCAAAAUAUACUAGUAAUAAUUAGAUAGCCGUGAUCAAAUGAGAGAAGUUUGCAAAAGGCAAGCAAAACACUUCAAAGCUUAGUUUAUAACAGCCUAACAAUACUAUGCUGUUUAUCUACUAAACCCUUUUGAAAGUUUACUUUGAGGGUAACGCCAAAAUAGUUCAGAAUUAACUAUUAUGGCUGAGAAUGUCGGAGAUAAUUUUAAUCUCUUUCAUCCUUGGAAGUUGUAUUGGGCCUUUAGGUAUAGGUAAAUGCAAGAUUUUUUCUUGUAUGUCAUUUAAAAACACCUUCUGUUAGCCUUAAUUUUAUUGUGCUUGUUAUGUACUGCAGGGUGGCCUAGUCAGCAUGCUAUCGUCAGCUAUAAAAUCUGGGACGCAUGUAAGAGAAAAGAUAGGAAAGUACAUAGCUGACUCUCAUCACCCUGUAGAAAGGUAAGUCAUGUAGUAAGUUCGGCCUUGCAUUUUGCCGUUUUGUAGUCUGUGAUUUUGUAAAUGCUUUAGUUACUGCUCAGUGUCCUUCGUUCAUUAGUGCUUUCGUUACAACCGUUAUGAUUGCUUGUUAGACGCAAGUUUUUUAAGGAAGCAGGUCAAAUCAGCUUUGACUGAUUGUACCGUUACCUCCAUAUUCACCUUAGUUACUCUUGUCAACGUUAGCCCGUUAUUUUGAAUAAAUAACAAUGUUUGUUGCACACAGUGUUUUGCUAUAAAUGCAUGGUUUCUUGUCUGGAAGAUUCAUUUUGGUCUGACGGUAUUUUGAAGUAAAUUGUAUUUCUUUGAACAGACAUGUUAGUGAUAAAGAUAAACAAAGCAAACUCUACAGAAAUGUGCAGCCAGUUUUCAGUAUUGAUGAUGAGGAUGAUGAAGGCGGUACGUUAUUACAUGUAUAUUCAAGUUAUGUAGUGAGAGAGGUUGAGAGACGAAGCUCAUUGACUGACUUGAGUUUGUUGAUAGCCAGCAACGCACCAUGGUCUUGUAUAUGUUACUUAAUUCCCCCAAAACAUUUGAUGAACUUUACAUGAAAGCAUUGAUCUACCCUCCCUUAUACGAGUUCUAGCAUUGUACUGGAGUAUUGAGAAGCGUGUCGUACAUACAGACACAGUCGCACAUCACCAAAAAAAUGCUAUACUUUAUAUCCUUAAAAUAUGAGUUUGGAUAGAGUGCGAGCCAGCGAGCCAUGCGAGCCAUGCGAGUCAUACAAGCGAGCCAUGCGAGCCAUGCGAGCCAUGGCAGCGAGCCAUGCGAGCCAUGGCAGCGAGCCAUGCGAGCCAUCUGAAAACCUAUCUACACGAACGAUGAAACCAUAUCGUUUUCAAAAAGCGCAAAGCGUUUCUAACACGUUUCUAAAUCCUUUCUCUUGAUUACGUGGUAUGCCACUUUUAAAAAACUUCAAGAAAAGACAGUUAAGGUUUUAACACCAGAAUUUAAAGCAUUAAAUAUAUUUUUGUUCGUACAGAAACAAUGACAACAAGAACAUAAUAUUAUAUUUCUACUUGCUUAAGGGGGGAGACCCUUGAUUCCUUGAUUCGACUGAACUGGAUUGUCCAAAAGGAUCGAAGAUUUUUUGAAGAUCCGGCCACGAGCUAGCCUGCGUAGCACUAACCAAUUUUUGUCGGCCAAUAUCCGAUGACCGACUGUUAUUUGCAGCCCUGCACAUGCAAGCUUUCUGACUACUUCCACGAUAACUACGUGAAGCUCAAUUUUACAAUAAAAAUAGAAACGUAUGGUUCCCUGCCAAAUUUGAGCUUUUAAAAUUGAACCGUUUGGAACUGUUGACAAAAUACCCAGAAUUAGGGUUGUUAUAGCUGUAGCCAGUACAUUGAAGUGCCUUAGUUUAGUAAAACAUUGUUUUACCAAAAGAAAAUGAAACAACUUUUAUCUUGGAUAAACGGUUCAUUUUCAGUAGGCUUUUGUAUAACUUGAAGUGUUGUUUUGAUGUAGAUAAUUACAGUGCCAGUUCAGAGGAGGAGUCACGAAAGGAGGCAGUAAACAUUAAUACAUGGCUUCAACGCAAGGAUGUUGUAUCAUCCUAUAAAUGUAAUCAAAUUCUGCGCAAUGGCUUCCUAGCACCAAGGUAAAUCAUCUUUUAACAUGUCAGUUAAGUGAAAACGAUAAUUGGCUGACUGUUCACAGUCCUCUAUUUUUCCGUAAGAUCGUCAGGAUCGAGCGCUUAUCCGUAGGGGCGGCCGUCUCGGUUUAUAUGUACCGAGAGCAUGGGGGUUGGGGCGUCCCCCGCUCCCUAAGUAGAUUUGACACUCAUCGCAUCCAAGAUGGCCGCCUGCAACCCAAAGCGCUCGAUUUCGACGAUCUUACGGAAAAAUAGGGGACUGUAAACAGUCUAGAUGUAUUCAUGGUACUAUCAUCGUCAGAGACCCAGUGAAGGCCACUUGGGUCGGGAGAAAAGGCGCGCCUUUUCUUCCGACCUAACGGACUGUCCCUUGUUCUCUGGUACUAGUAGUAUUACAGAUGGUUUAGGAAAAAGUAAAUCAUCACCAUCAUCAUCAUCAGGGUUUGUAUUCACUCUUGACGGAGGAACCCCAUCCCUGGAUUGAUCCCACAGGUGUCUGCAGAGCUUGGCUAAUCUUCACCAUACGGGUCCAAACUGUCUGGUGAGAUCGUCUCUCCAUCUUGUUUUUGGACGACCCUGUUUUCUGGUCGAAUCUCUUGGGGGUCACUCUGUUGCUCUGAUUGUCCAACGGUUAUCACAUAUCCAAGCGAUGUGACUUGCUCAUCUAUGCUUUGCUUUCCUGAUAGCGUUGAUGAUAUCGCUUACGCCAGUUUCUUGACGGAUCCAGGUGUUUCACUUUCGAUCUCGAAGGGUAAUGCCUAGCAUGAUGCAUUCCAUCUUACGCCUUGCGACCGCAAGCCUAUCCAUCAUAGUGUUGUUCAAUGCCCAUGUCUCGCAGCCAUAUGUCAUUACUUGUAAAUAACAUUGACUAAAAAAAUCAAUUUACUAAAUCAAUAAUCGCAACAAAAACAGCUGCAAGAAUUUACAAAUGGUAGUUCUUGUCCGUGCCUCCCGGCUCAUGACAGAGUCAUUCACUCACUAACUGUCCCGUGGCCGAGUUAGUCGAGCUCUAGUCUCGCGUCGCGAGUUCAAGCCGCAUCCUAACCGCUCGACGGAUUUGUUCUCUGUAUUCUCGUGUUCAACUCCUGGGUUACGCUUUUAUAUGACCAAUUGGUUUGUCUCCGUCCAGUUAGAUUUCUUGCCUGUUAUGUUUGUGCAAUGCAAAUAACUAACUUCAUCUCAGUCGCCAAAAAUCUAUUCCAAAUUAUUAAAAUCCAACUAGUGGUCUAUUAUCGAUGCUGCCUUCUGAUUGGUUGAGCUACUACUUGGCUAUAUGUUAUAUCCCACUAGUAGCGAAAAGCGCGCGCUUUUUGGCGGAAAAAAAGGAUUAAAGUCUGGCUUUAACUAGCUAAAAUUUCUUUAUUCUCGAUAUUUUUGACCAACUAGUUGGAUUUUACUAAACUAAUUAUUCCUCUCGCCGUUAUGGGUUCUGAGUCAAUAGCCCAUUCGGUCUUCGGCCUCAUGGGCUAUUGACUCAGAGCCCAUUCGGGCACGUCACAUUUGAAUAUAUUAUAAAAAAUUGAAAUUAAACAUUUAAAAGAAAGAACAAGACUUCAAAAAGGUGAUUUUCCAGUGGUUUUUGUAGGCACUGAUGAAAGAAAACAGAGAUUUACCGGUGUCUAACAAAUCUGCGUUUAACAAACUCCAAUAGUUAAUCGUAGUAAUCAUAACCCAUACCGGCAAUUCAGAUUACUACCAUACUAUCACGAAUUCUGCAAUCUAAUUGGCCAACGUACUCUUUAUCUAUUCCGUGAUAGCUGGCGAGUAGCUGGCUUUUGGAACGAACAAUUGCAGUUUAUUCAACUACAUAGUUUUGGCAAUGUUUUGGAGAAAGAAGUAGAUAGACUAAUUCAUGAUAAAUGCUAUCCCAGAAAAAUGCUGAAGCUGUCACAAAAUACGGAAUGAACAUUUUUAGUGGUUAGAAAAAAAUUAAAAUUUAAUUUUAUAAAAGUUGUAUAUUUGUGACAAACAAACAAUAUUUUCGUAAUUCAAGUUGUGUUAGCAAUACCCUGCUAGCAGAAGUUUCUUUUUCGGCAUCAUUUUCGGUAUUUACAAAGUGGUUCACGUCGCUGACAUUCGCUACGACUCUACACAUGUUAAAAGUUAUAGCGGAAAGAAACCUCUGCUCACAGUGUAUGUAAACAAACGUUUUUCUGGAGUCGAGUAGUAUGCUGGUUGGUUUCUACCGCUCUCGUUUUCUAAGAGUAAAAUAGUCAACUCAGCGCUUCGCGCCUCGAUGACUCUUGAACGCGAAGCACCCGCCCGGUAUUAAGGAGGUCAUUGGUGUUACUUCCGCUGGACAGUAUAACGUUUUUAUGUUGCACCUCCUUGACUUAACGAUAAAGUUUAUUAGUUACACAUUACAAGCUGCGACAUUUAGUCGGACGACUGCGCUUAUUCCUGGGCGACCAUGAAAGAGCGCAACAUAAGUCUGGUAUCGGCAGCUUAUAUUCUGAAUCCAUAUCUCACUUAUUUUGUUGCUUUUCUUUGUUACAGCUACAUUCUACUUACAGACGUUCAGAUGUUUAUUUUACGAGAGAUUCCUAAGAGAGAUGGCUGGGCUUACAUUCAACAGAGACAUCACCUGACCUCUGUAGUAAAAAUCACUUCUAAAAGACGGCAUCCCGACUUAAUAACCUUCAAAUAUGGAACAAGCGAUGGCGAAAACCUUCAUGUCUCUGAGACGGAGAGAUAUAUUAUUCCAAAUGCAAGGAAAGCAACUCAGAAAAUCAAAGAUAGAAUAGUUUCGUUAAUUGGGGAUGAAUAGUAUUAAUAGUCCUUAACAGUAUAAAAAAUGUCUAAUUUAUAAGCUGAUUUUAUUUCAGCCAUUUUUGUGAAAAGUAUGUGGAAGUGUAGCUAUAUUGUUUUCAGUUUGAAAACAUACAUACAUA
Porites lobata is the source of this 13168-nucleotide messenger RNA. NCBI's taxonomy places the organism in Eukaryota, Metazoa, Cnidaria, Anthozoa, Scleractinia, Poritidae. The record is from the annotation of a GenBank genome assembly.